This is a messenger RNA of Verticillium nonalfalfae, 2586 nucleotides long. RefSeq lists its product as uncharacterized. The record is from RefSeq and is a predicted model, not a curated record. NCBI's taxonomy places the organism in Eukaryota, Fungi, Ascomycota, Sordariomycetes, Glomerellales, Plectosphaerellaceae. Bases 1 to 2586 code for a protein of 861 amino acids. The transcript has 2 exons.
AUGGCAUCCGUCUCCCACACGCGCACAUUCGCAACCACCCCGCCUGCCCCACAACUCCAGACACCCCCGGCCAAGGACCAGGAUGACGACGACGACGCCCUUGUCCUGACGCGGGACCAGCUGCGACGGCUGCAUGCCUUUCGCGACGCCCUGCACCGCUGUGCGAGCGCCUCUGAUCGGGACCGCCUCUGCCUCGUGCUACGCGACCAGCUCAUCGAUCACGAGGGCGGCCAUGAGAUCCUCGUCGCCUGCGCCGAGCGCCUCACCGCCAAGGCCUGCGCCGAGUACUUCCAGUGGAGGGUCGACAUGGCCGGACGCCCUCCGAUGCCCCUUGCCGUGACCUUUCGGGAGGAUCACGUGGCCCCGUGGGACCGCUUCUUCGGCCUCGCCUCCAUCGGCUACGCCGCGCGCCUUCGAUGUCUCGACGCCCUGACCGAGGUCGCCCAUCGCUGGGGCUGCCACGUUGUGCUUCACUACGACUUGGUCCUCGGUGGCCCAGAGUACUGCCAUCAUGUUCGCCUCGCCGCUCGUGUCAUUCCCACCUUUGAUAACGCCGUCGUCGCACUCAACAGGUGCACAGAGGCGCGCGUUGCAACCCAGCCGCCGUCGCAUCCGCCGCGCGAUGUUUCAAAUCAUCUCGACGUCGAGGACCUCCAGCGCAUCAUGCAGUGGUGGGAGAACGGCACCUACCCGCGGAAACACCUGCGCGAAGAGGACCUGCCUCCGGGCUACGGCUUUGACGACUUCCACCUCAUGGUUCCGCUGGAGCAUGCUUGGCCGCCCAUCAAGAGCGCCUCCUCGUCGCCUGUGAGCUGGCCGGCGACGAGCCUCAUCACGCCGGUACGCUCCAUACGGGAGAGCGUCAAGACGGCGCCGGCGGCGGCAGCAACCCCUCAGUGGUCGCCCUACCGGUUGGUGCCCAUCCCUCGUGAGCGCACGACACUGGCGCCCCCGAAGACGAAGGUUCCGGCCACCCAGAGCACUGGGUGCUCUGAGAACCCGGCAGGCGAGAUACGCGGUCACCACCCGCCUCCAGCAACACCCGUGGCGGCAGACCCCCGAUGUGUCUGUCCCGAUGACGUCCCAUCCAUGCUUCUCUUGGCCCUCGACAUUCCCACGGCAUUCACACCAGCCUUUGCGACGAAACUGAUUCCCUUGCUUGGCAAGCUCUGCCGGCCGCAUCUGCAACAUUUCGCCGAGCACACCGCUGCGGCAAUGAACAUCCAGCCCCAUAUCACUCCAACCACGGCGAUAGAAACUAACCCAACCAACCCCACCACGCCUGCUGCGUCUGCCGCCCGGCGCAGAUCAUCGCUUGGCAGUGUCGAUGAGCAGAGGCCGAAGAGACAGCGAGUCGACGACCAGAGCCCACAUGGGACCGCGUCACAGGGGCGGGCCUUGCAUGACCGCGACGCCGACGAGGCCUAUCGAAAGCAAGUAUUAAGCGAGCUGCGGCAGACGGUCGAGGACACGAUCUUCCCACGGAGUACGCAUGGCGAGGGAACCAACAGACUGAUUCAGGAACUUCUCGAGAAGGCUGAGCCGCCAAACACGUCCCGCGACAAGGGCGCCAUCGAGAUGCUGUUCUGCAGCGGCGACCAAGCAGAGGCCCUCGUCGACUUUGAGUCACCGCACGGCGCACCCAUCGUCACCGACGGCCAGCAACAGUUCCGCUGGAAGACGAGGGAGCGCCCGAUCGCCCAAUUUCUCCGUCGCAUGGGAAACCUCGACAGGUUCAUCUCGGUCCAGAUCCCUUCGCGCAGCGCCCUCUCGGAGUCGUUCGAGGUCCGCAAGUUGAGCGAGGUCAAGUCUCGCUACCUCGCCGACGAGAGCACCGACGACCCGUGGAAUAUUCUCGACCUGCAGAGCCCCCUGCCGUCGGCGAUCCUGCCGAGUUUUUUGUCGGGCGAGAAUUGCCAGUUGCUCCUCCAAGUCCGCGACACGGUCCUCAUGGAGGAGAGCGCCGAGAGGGUCGUCGCCUCCAGCCGACAGUGGAACGAGUGGCGGAACGUGCUCGAAUGGGUCCUCAUGUCGCAGGGCGGCCACAACACGGCCCCCCACACGGACAGCCACGGCUUCUCGACCUGGAUCACGGCACAGGAGGGUCAAAUCGGCUUCGGCUGGCUCUCCGACCCCACGGACAACGAGCGCGCCGCCUGGAUCGCCAAUCCGGGCUCCUACACCGGCGGCCGCUGGCGCUACACCGUGCUCAAGCCCGGCCAGACCGUCUUCUUCGUCUCAGGUACCAUCCACUUUGUCUUUCGCAUACGCACGCCUCAGACGCUGGCGCUCGGCGGGCACGUCCUGCAGUGGUCCGGUCUUGAGCGGUGGAUGGCCAUCGUCCUGACGCAGAUGCAAAACCCGUCCAUCACCAACGAGGACAUGGGCAUCAGCGCAGCGAAAUAUGUUGGCGUCGUCUCGAGACUCGUGGCGGCCAAGGUGAAUGAGGACAGGUCGAACGGGCUCGAGAUUGAGGACCGCAUCCUGCGUUUUCUGGGCUCUGUCAAGGCAUUUGAAACGGCAUAUGGUCAACUGAGCAAGAAGAAGCGUCGCUCGCCGGCCGGUUCAAAGAAACGGGCUCGAUGA